Messenger RNA from Leptinotarsa decemlineata (Colorado potato beetle), 1348 nucleotides. RefSeq names its product SPRY domain-containing SOCS box protein 3. Gene Ontology annotation, biological process: proteasome-mediated ubiquitin-dependent protein catabolic process. Gene Ontology annotation, cellular component: SCF ubiquitin ligase complex. Lineage: Eukaryota; Metazoa; Arthropoda; Insecta; Coleoptera; Chrysomelidae. Gene Ontology annotation, molecular function: protein binding. The record is from RefSeq and is a predicted model, not a curated record.
AGUUAUUACUGUUUCAGUUCUUUUUUGACUAUUAUAGAUGAAUGUUCAAUUGAUAUUUUGAAGUAUAUCUAUCUAUCUGUCUGAAUAAUAGAAAAAUAAGAAUCGUGUGUGUAUACUUGUAUAGACUUCCCAUCGCAUUUGAUUAUGUAUUGGGUCGGGAUGAAACGAUCUCUGAUUUCCCGUUCCACUGAGCAAAAUAAAGAGGCACCAUCUUUUUGUGAAGGUUGUGAAAAAACUGCUGGAUUAUUAAAGUGCCACUGUGGUGAAGACAGAGAAGUUCAGUGGUGUUGGUCAAAUGCAGAUGCUAGUGAUAAUUUAUCAAUUUUAGAAGAUAGUAGAGAAAUUCUAUUUCAUCCUACUUAUAGCUGUGGCACAGCAGUGGUGAGGGGUAGAACACAUUUUGAACAGAAUAAGCAUCAUUUUUGGGAAGUCAAAAUGGUGUCAAUUAUAUAUGGUACUGAUAUGAUGAUUGGCGUUGGCACAAAACAUACUCAUUUAUCUGAAUGGACAAUGAGAUUCGGCAGUAUGUUAGGAAUCGACUCGCAAUCGUGGGGAUAUUCAUAUCGUGGUAGAAUACAACAUGAUAAUUUACUAAGAGAAUAUGGACUAAGAUAUGGUCAAGGAACCUUAAUUGGUGUACAUUUGAAUAUGUAUAAAGGAACUUUGGAAUAUCACAUCAAUAGGAAACCUGUCGGUAUUGCUUUCACUCAGUUGAAAGACAAAGAACUCUAUCCAAUGAUUAGUUCCACGGCUGCUCAAUCAUCAAUGAGGAUUAUCUGCUCAGUGUCUGAAGAAUCAACUCUCCAAAUGCUAUGCGUCCAGAUUGUCUGUAAACAUCCAUCUCUUUACAAUAAAUAUAAAGAAAUACCAGGAUUAAUGAGUAUAUAUGGAAGAAAAUAUUGUUGGAUUGUUCCAACUGAUGAAGAAAAAGAAGAAAAGGAACGCCUCGCUAAACUGGAAGAUGAUGUGCAUUGUUCAGGUUUAGAUAGAAUUGUAAAAAGAAGAAAAAAUAGGUAUACCUCAAGUCACUGUGCCUCUGUCACUCCAGAAACUAGUAGUGGCAGCAAGUGAAGCAGAGUCAUGUAAUAUAAAGGAUAGUGAUGUUGGAGUACAAUUUUAAAUAGAAAAUGCUUGUCUGGAAUUUUUAUAAAUAUUACGUGAAAUAGAGCGUAAUUCUUAUGAAUGUGACAUACUAUAUUUCAGACGUGAUAUAUAAAACUGUAAAGUUAAAAAUAAUUCAAAUCCCUCAAUUGUGAAAAUAGUGUUACACUAUUUCUGUGAGAAUUCAUUUUUGUUUAUAUUUUUAUAUGAAUAAAUAAAGAUACUGUUUUCAAUAGCUAUCCACUAA